Mus caroli (Ryukyu mouse) is the source of this 380-nucleotide messenger RNA. Its product is annotated as H-2 class I histocompatibility antigen, Q9 alpha chain-like. Gene Ontology annotation, cellular component: external side of plasma membrane. NCBI's taxonomy places the organism in Eukaryota, Metazoa, Chordata, Mammalia, Rodentia, Muridae. Gene Ontology annotation, biological process: immune response; antigen processing and presentation of endogenous peptide antigen via MHC class I via ER pathway, TAP-independent; positive regulation of T cell mediated cytotoxicity. Gene Ontology annotation, molecular function: peptide antigen binding; signaling receptor binding. The record is from RefSeq and is a predicted model, not a curated record.
CCGCAAGAGUCAGACGCCCUGAAUCCCAGAGGGGAGCAAUGGCUCCAACAAUGCUGCUCCUGCUGGUGGCGGCCGCCCAGACCCUGAUCGAGACCCGCGCGGGCUCACACUCGUUGCGGUAUUUCGAGACCGCCGUGUCCCGGCCCGGCCUCGGGGAGCCCUGGUUCAUCUCUGUCGACUACGUGGACAACACGGAGUUCGUGCGCUUCGACAGCGACGCGGAGAAUCCGAGAUAUGAGCCGCGGGCGCGGUGGAUGGAGCAGGAGGGGCCGGAGUAUUGGGAGGAGCAGACACAGAUCGCCAAGGGUGGAAAAUGAGUGGACUAUACUCUGGCUCCAGCAUGAAGACAGCUGCCUGGAGUGGACUUGGUGACAGAGAAU